AUGAAACGACCUAACUGGGAUUCUAUGUCAUUACAACCAUUUAAUAAAGAUUUUUAUAAUCCACCUCCAUCAGUACUGAAUAGAUCACCUUAUGAAGUAGAAGAGUACAGAAAUCAACAUGAAAUCACUGUUAGUGGAGUCGAGGUCCCAACUCCUAUUCAUCUUUUUGAAGAAGGCAAUUUUCCUGACUAUGUCAUGAAUUCUAUUAAAGGAAUGGGAUAUAAAGAUCCUACUCCUAUUCAAGCUCAAGGUUGGCCAAUUGCCAUGUCUGGGAAGAACUUGGUUGGUAUUGCCCAGACAGGUUCUGGUAAAACAUUAGCUUACAUUUUACCUGCGAUUGUACACAUCAACAACCAGCCUCCUGUGAGGAGAGGAGAUGGGCCAAUUGCCCUUGUAUUAGCGCCUACAAGAGAACUAGCACAGCAAAUCCAGCAAGUUGCUACUGAUUUUGGCAAUGCAGCCUAUGUUCGUAACACAUGCAUAUUUGGAGGUGCACCAAAAAGGGAACAGGCUCGUGAUUUAGAAAGAGGAGUAGAAAUUGUAAUAGCUACACCAGGAAGAUUGAUUGAUUUCCUAGAAAAGGGUACAACUAAUCUUCAAAGAUGUACUUAUUUAGUUUUGGACGAAGCUGAUCGUAUGUUAGACAUGGGCUUUGAACCCCAAAUAAGGAAAAUCAUUGAACAAAUUCGCCCUGACAGACAAACAUUGAUGUGGUCUGCCACAUGGCCUAAGGAGGUUAAGAAAUUGGCUGAAGAUUACCUGGGAGAUUAUGUACAAAUUAAUAUCGGCUCUAUGCAGUUGUCUGCCAACCACAACAUCCUACAAAUUAUAGACGUUUGUCAAGAACAUGAAAAAGAAAAUAAGUUGAACGUACUGCUACAAGAAAUUGGUCAAAGUCAAGAUCCUGGCGCGAAGACCAUUAUUUUCGUUGAAACCAAGAGAAAGGUAGAAAAUAUAACCAGAAGUAUUAGGCGGUAUGGAUGGCCAGCAGUUUGCAUGCACGGUGACAAAACACAGCAAGAAAGAGAUGAUGUGUUAUAUCAAUUCAAACAAGGCCGUGCAAAUAUACUAGUUGCAACUGAUGUUGCAGCCAGAGGAUUAGAUGUGGAUGGAAUUAAAUAUGUCAUAAACUUUGAUUAUCCUAAUUCAUCUGAAGAUUACAUUCACCGCAUUGGUAGGACUGGACGAUCAAAAUCAAAAGGAACAUCGUAUGCCUUUUUCACACCUUCAAAUUCACGACAGGCUAAAGACCUAGUUUCAGUAUUACAGGAGGCUAACCAGGUGGUUUGCCCUCAACUGCAAGGCAUGGCUGACCGUUGCGGUGGAGGUGGCGGAGGAUGGAAUAGGAACAGAUAUGGCGGCGGCCGUGGAGGUGGCUCCUUCAAGAGGGGAUCAAACUUUGGCAGGGGCAAUGGACAGGGUGGCGGCGGUCAUAGAAGAUUUAAUGAAUAU
This is a messenger RNA of Brenthis ino (lesser marbled fritillary), 1452 nucleotides long. NCBI's taxonomy places the organism in Eukaryota, Metazoa, Arthropoda, Insecta, Lepidoptera, Nymphalidae. The record is from the annotation of a GenBank genome assembly.